Messenger RNA from Caenorhabditis bovis, 1350 nucleotides. The record is from the annotation of a GenBank genome assembly. Lineage: Eukaryota; Metazoa; Nematoda; Chromadorea; Rhabditida; Rhabditidae.
AUGUGGAAGGUGUUGAUUCUUCUUUGUGCUGCAGCUUCUCUGGUGUGCUGCGAUCGCGACUACCGUUUAAAAACGAAUCGAAUCCAAUUUGAAGAUGAUCAAUUAAAAUCCACGAGAUGGCAAGAUCUUGAAACAACUCCGUACGACAAUAUCAUUCAUUUUGAUGGCGAGAAACACUUCAAAAAUGUGAAACAGCUUACAUUUGGAGGAAUGAACGCCGAAGGGUAUUUCAGUUUUGACAACACGAAAUUGACAUUACAAGCGAGUGGAUACGGCACAGACUGCGACCAAAUCUAUGAGCUCGAUUUGAACAUUGAUCCGAGACAACAAACACUUCGCCGAAUUAGUACAGGAUUGGGAGCAACAACAUGCUCAUACUUUUUUAAAGAGCCUGAUAAUAAUCAUCGUCUCUACGCAGGAACAUUUUUGAGUUUCCAAAAUCAGAGUAUCAGUGACGUAACAAAAACGUGUCCAAAGAAAAAAUGCGAGAAUCCAACGGACCCUGAAUUGAAGAAACUCUGCAAUACGAGUUAUACUUGGGAUAUUUUUCCAGAUUAUGAUAUUUUCAAGGUGGAUAAAUACGGAAAUUUUGUUCAAAGACUUACCGACACCCCCGGAUAUGAUGCAGAAGGUGUUGUAUCUCCCGAUGGUACUAAAAUCGCAUUCACUUCGAUGAGAACUGGAGAUCUUGAGCUAUUUACUAUGAAUUCGGAUGGAACCAAUGUUGUUCAAAUCACCAGUGAAUUGGGAUAUGAUGGGGGAUCAUUCUUCUCGCCCGAUGGAAAACGCUUGAUUUUCCGCGCAAGUCGUCCAAAAACACCCGAAGAUGUUGCGAAAUACAAAGCUCUUUUGAGUUAUGAUUUGGUUGAGCCUAUUGCAAUGGAAUUGUUCGUCGUCGACAUUGACGGUAAAAACAUGCGACAAAUCACAAAUCUAACACAGGCCAACUGGGCGCCAUACUAUCUAAGCGACAACAAAAGAGUCGUAUUCAGCUCUAAUUAUGAUGCUGCUGCCAAUGGAUUCGGAGCAUUCAGUCUGUUCGUGAUUAAUGACGAUGGAACAGGGCUUGAGAAGAUUACAUUUGGCGAAAAUCAAUUCAAUUCAUUCCCAAUGAUGAGCUACGAUGGAAAAAAACUUGUGUGGGGAUCUAGCCGAAAUGGAACCAAAAUAGCUGAAGGGGUUUACGAGCUCAACUUGUUCAUUGCUGACUGGACAGAUGAUACAGAUCCACCACCGACCACGCCGGCUCCAGCUAAACCCAAAACAACAACGCAUAUUGAAGUGACAACCAAAUCAGUGGCACUACUAACGACAUCCUUAACAUUUGUUUUGUCGCUUUUAAACUUUUAG